Molecule: messenger RNA, 1059 nt
Organism: Cryptococcus wingfieldii CBS 7118
Lineage: Eukaryota; Fungi; Basidiomycota; Tremellomycetes; Tremellales; Cryptococcaceae
Exons: 1
Coding region: 1-1059 (352 amino acids)
Source: RefSeq, a predicted model, not a curated record
AUGGCACUCCCCAAUCCCUCCUCCGCCAUUCAGCUCGCGCAUCCCCACCAAACCCAACCAUCUCAUCCUCCUCUUACAUCGACCAGUCUCACCACUCUCUUGCCUCUCCAAGCAGUACAUGAUGACAUCCUGGACUGCCUUUUUGAAAUAGCUCCUUGGGCCUACCUCUCUCUCUCCCGGACGAUACGCGAACACGGUAAAGACCGCCUGUCAGCUCCGAUCGACAUUGACGGUCCGCUUCUCUCUCGCCUCCACGAUACGAUCCAGGGGCGCCAGGACGUCAGAUGGCUCUACCGUGUCACUUGGUCUCAUACCAUUCGUUUCCCAACCUACCGCCUGUUCGCAAUGACAGUUUGUCUUCUCAGUCAAGGGGAAAAACAGAAGAGGUACUACUGGUACGGACCUCAACCUGCUGAAGCGAGGUAUCCCUGUCGGGAUUUUCCGACUCCCCUCUUUGCGCGAGCCACCCGCAUCGAGAUCACUGUCGCCGACAAUGCUUCUCUAUCUUCGUUGUUUCAGCAGAUCAACGCCGAGCUCAAACUAUCGGACUCUGUCAACGGCAUCGUUGCCAUCGCCUCGCACUUGGCCUCUCACCGGCAAGACUUGACCCUCCGCUUGUCAGACAAUCUUCUUUGUACCAAUAUUGUAGGCGUCUACAUGGGCCUUGUCUACUUUAUCAACAACGUCUUCCUGAGCUACUCUAAUCAGACCUACAAGAUAACAUUCCUACUCGCCAUCUCCGACAUCAAUUUCCCAAAUCCUUCCUCCCUCCCUACUAUCCUCUUCCAGCUUCUUCAACCCGCUUGCGACACCUGGCAUACUUUCCGUUAUGUGAUCAGCAUCAAUGGCCUUACCAGCCGCGAUCUUCGUCGGGCUGCUGUUUGGGCUAUCAUUCAACUCGUCACGGCCGCCACUGGCCGUCGCAAAGGUGGGCGAAGGGCACAGGUCACAUUUCAGGUGGGAGAGGAGAUUGGCGAUGAGGUAUGGGAAGCGGUCAGCCCGCAGGUGUCAGCGAGCAGGCUUGCCAGGCUGAAGGACAUGUUUCGCUUUGAGAAUUGA